This is a messenger RNA of Zea mays, 1619 nucleotides long. RefSeq names its product replication termination factor 2. Gene Ontology annotation, cellular component: nucleus. Lineage: Eukaryota; Viridiplantae; Streptophyta; Magnoliopsida; Poales; Poaceae. Bases 189 to 1232 code for a protein of 347 amino acids. The transcript has a single exon. Gene Ontology annotation, biological process: mitotic DNA replication termination. The record is from RefSeq and is a predicted model, not a curated record.
CGCGAUUCACGAUUCCUCCGCGUCCAACUUUUCCACGGCCGCUCGCACCAUCGUCCGCCCAUCUCGAUUUGGCUCGGGCUCUCCUCCCCCCCAAUCCCCAAUUCCCCAUUGUCUUCGUCCGUCCAGCACCAGCUUUCCUCCGCACCCCGAUCCGGACAGCCUCGCCGGAACCCUAACCCUAGCGCGCCAUGGCGGGAUACGCCCAGCCCGCAUCCAGGGCCGUCGUGCUCCGCCUGGACGACCUGGCGCUGCCCCCGCGGCACCUCACCGUCCCCCCCCACCUCCCCGUCUCCGACCUCCUCCGCUCCAUCCCGCUCCCCUCGCCCUCCUGCUACUACCUCACCGCCGACGGGCGCCCGCUGCCGGCCUCCUCCCCGGUGGCGGCGCUCCCGCCGUCGGCCUCCGUCCAGCUCCGCCUCCGCGCGCUCCGGGGCGGCGGCGGCGACGGCGGCGCCACGGGCGCCGAGUCCCGCGACUGCUACCUCUCCAUGUACCUCGCCAAGAAGCCCGACAAGGCGGACCCCAACGAGGCGCGCCUCUCGCGCUUCACCUGCUGCGCGCUCUCCGGGGAGCCCCUCGCCGCGCCCGCCGUCGCCGACCGCCUCGGGAACCUCUACAACAAGGAGCCGCUCGUUGAGGCGCUGCUCCACAAGCGCCUGCCCAGGGCGCUGUCCCACAUCCGGGGCCUGCGCGACAUGGUCCCCAUCCACCUGCACCCCAGGCCGGGCGCCGACGCCGCCGGGGACGAGGUCCGGUUCCAGUGCCCCGUCACCGGCCUCGAGUUCAACGGCAAGUACCAGUUCCUCGCGCUCCGUGGGUGCGGCCACGUGCUCAGCGUCAAGGCGCUCAAGGAGGUCAAGACGUCCGCGUGCUUGGUCUGCCACGAGGAGUUCGGCGAGGCCGACAAGAUGCCCAUCAACGGGACUGAGGAGGAGGUGGCCGAGCUCAGGAAGAGGAUGGAGGAGGAGAGGGGGAAGGCGAAGGAGAGGAAGGACAAGAAGGUUCUCAGUGGGAAUAAGCAUGCUGCUACUGUCGUGGCGCCGGUGGUGGCGGCGGCCGGAGCUGAGAAUGGGAAGAAGGGCGAGGCUGCUUCAGCAAAGCGCUUCAAGGCUGCGGACCAUGCGCCAGCCCAUGCCAAUAAGGAAGUGUAUGCGUCCAUAUUCACAUCGUCCAGGAAGUCGGAUUUCAAGGAGACAUACUCGUGCCGCUCGCUUCCGCUGGGAAGAAAUUGAUCUCAUGCCAAGAGCGAUUGCAUUGCAUGGAGGUGGUGAUCCUAUUGUGCUGAUUUGCCUCGCUCGUGUCACCAACUUCAAUGUUGGUUCCUUUAUCUGGUGGUGUUAUUUAUGUUUGAUUGGUGACCCUGAGCGUAUUUUGGCUGUUAGAGCAGCGUUAAAUUCAACGUAGCAACGAUGGGUGGAAUCUGCGAUAGUUUGGUCUUGUGUAGAGUUUGAAUUAAAAGUUGUUACUUGGCUGAUUGUUCCAAAAAAUAAUUGACAAACGCCAUGGUCUUCAUUGUUGUUGUUGCCACAGUACAGUUAAUCCAAGUCCAUGGAAUUCAACGGUGAGGAUGUAUGGACAGUUGCGGUUUUGUGGAUGUCAACAUUGCCAGUUUUUCAUUA